Plasmodium yoelii is the source of this 351-nucleotide messenger RNA. Its product is annotated as conserved Plasmodium protein, unknown function. Bases 1 to 351 code for a protein of 116 amino acids. The transcript is spliced from 3 exons. Lineage: Eukaryota; Apicomplexa; Aconoidasida; Haemosporida; Plasmodiidae. The record is from RefSeq and is a predicted model, not a curated record.
AUGAGUUCCACUAUUAUUGAAAAUAAAGAGAAUUUAUUAAAAGGCAUUGGAAAAAAAGAAACAUUAAGAGCCUUUUUAGAGAUGAUAAUGAAUGAGAGUAAAUAUUCGAGUUUUAAAGUUGUAGUAAAAGAUAAUAGAGAAUUUUUGGGUUCUAUAAAAUAUUUGGAUAAACAUAAUUUAUUUCUUAUCAAUUGUGAGGAACAUUAUAAAGGUUCCCCUACACAUGGUAACCAAUCUUAUAUAAGAGAUUCCAGUGAUGUUUUAAUUCCGUUAAAUUUAAUAAAAUCAAUUGAAAUCGAAAAAAAAUUUUUUAAUAAUUGUUAUGAAGAAUUUACAAAAAAUAUAACAUAA